Mizuhopecten yessoensis (Yesso scallop) is the source of this 2019-nucleotide messenger RNA. Its product is annotated as FK506-binding protein 2B-like. The coding region runs from base 73 to 894 and encodes 273 amino acids. The record is from RefSeq and is a predicted model, not a curated record. The transcript is spliced from 6 exons. NCBI's taxonomy places the organism in Eukaryota, Metazoa, Mollusca, Bivalvia, Pectinida, Pectinidae. Gene Ontology annotation, molecular function: peptidyl-prolyl cis-trans isomerase activity.
AUUUACGUGUAACAUAAAAAAACAGGACGCUGCAGUGCUGGUCAUUUUUGUGUUGUGUCUUGACCAGUGACCAUGUGUGUCCGCUUAGUUUUAAUCCUGCUGGUGGUGUUUGUUAUGGAACAGACACACGGACAAUUUCAGAGAAUGUUCCAGGAACCUACAAUAUUGGACAAACCGGCUGGCACGGGGAAAAUUCUUAUUCAGUCGGAACUCAAAAUAGACACCUUGCAUAUGCCCGAUGCCUGCAAAGUACAAGCCAAAACAGGAGAUACAGCCGUAUUUGACUUUGACAUAUGGUUGAAUGACAAUGAGACUAAGUUUGAGACCUCUCAGGAUACGGAAGAAAGGGAGGGACAGAAAAUGGUGCUUGUCAUUGGUUCAGGGAUGGUCAUUCCGGGAGUAGAAGCUGGCAUCACCAACAUUUGCAUUGGGGAGAAAAGGAGACUGGUCAUUCCACCCCACCUGGCCUGGGGAGAGGAUGGUAUCCCAGAUAUUAUUCCAGAGAAUGCCUACGUCACCUUUGACCUGGAGCUUUUGGAAAUCGUACCGAAGACGUGGUCACAAUGGUAUAUAGACAUCGUGCAGGUACUUUGUUCAGUUGGCUUCGUCGUGGGAACCUUCUACCUGUUUGUUCAACAGAUACGUAAUAGGCGGAAACAACAAAGGGAUGCUGCAAAACGGGAACGUAAGCGAUUGAAACUGCGCGCGCGAUUAGAACAAGACGAAGAAGAAGAAUACGAAGAUGAUGAAGAGGAAGAUGAAGAUGAAGGUGAAGAGGAAGAAGAAGAUGAUGAAGAGAAAGAGGAAGAGGAGGAUAAAACCAACGACGGCAAUGACAUGGAUAUACAGAACGAUGAAUGGACAAAGUUCCAAAAACAUACGAAAGCCGAGUAAAGCAUACAUUUACGUAUACGGAUGUCAGUGUAUGUUUGAACGCCUCUGUCUGCAUUUCAUCUCUAGUGAUAUUUACACGUCCUUGUCAGACACUUUAUAAAGUAUGUAUAAGGAACUCCGUUAAAUAAAUAAGAAUUUGGGAUAGUAAUCAUUUUAGUCGGAAUAAAUGAAAAACGUCAGACGAUUAAAAGAAAUGCGAAGCAGUGUUGAGAGUACCGAAAGUUUUUUGUCAUUCACAAGAAUAUUUUUUUCUGCUCAGAAAAGCGCCGAAUUUGAAAACGAAUACUGUACUUGUGGUAGUGUGACAUUUAAAUAUAUCCUUCUGUACGUAUGAACUUAAUCAUGUGCAUUACAUGGUGACCUGGACGCUUUCUUCUACAAAUACAGGAAGCUGACGAAGUGCGUGAUUGUUGGUAAUGUUUGUAGUUUUGUUGUGUUUAUUUAUUUGUAGUUGUUGAUGUGUUUGUGUGACGUAAAUUAAACAAGUUUUAUUUGAAGAGCGAACACGUGUAUUGUUUUUCUGGUUCGUCGGUGUAUUACAUGCCAUUAUGUUUUAGCAGAAUAUCACGUAUAAAACAUUAAUAGUAUUUAAACAUCUAGUGAUUAACAUUCUAAAUCGUGUGAUAUAUAAAUAGUAAAACUUGCCGUUUGUAUUCUAAAUCUUGACACAAAAUGUACUAAAUUAUUCAAAGUGUUAAACGUGUGUGAUUUAUAUAUAAAAUCUUCUUACCUAGUAUCUGUAGGUUGAUUCUGAUGAUGAAUAUUACGUAUCUUGUGAUGCAUAUUCAAAAUCAUGUUUGAGAAAUAUUGUGAUUUUCAGGAAAUGAGAUCUAUCAUCGAUACUCUGUAAGUUGUAUUCUGAAGUUAUAAUUUGAUUUGUAAUACAUUUGUCUUAUGUUUACACAUCUUCAAAUGUCUGUUUAAUAUAAUUUACUAAAGAGUAAUCAAACAUAAUUACGCUUUGAGGUAUCUCGUGCAAUUUGCUUAAAAGAUUGUUAAAAUGAAACAGACAUUUUUACAGGAUUUCUUUCGUGUUUUCAAUUGCUAUCAUUUCUGCCCGGCCACAAAUGACGAUCGGAAUAAUUUCGGAAACUUCAGUCACCAUUUGAUGCUGGCGGCACGACA